Acipenser ruthenus (sterlet) is the source of this 2853-nucleotide messenger RNA. Its product is annotated as fetuin-B-like. Bases 81 to 1433 code for a protein of 450 amino acids. Lineage: Eukaryota; Metazoa; Chordata; Actinopteri; Acipenseriformes; Acipenseridae. The transcript is spliced from 8 exons. The record is from RefSeq and is a predicted model, not a curated record. Gene Ontology annotation, biological process: negative regulation of endopeptidase activity. Gene Ontology annotation, molecular function: cysteine-type endopeptidase inhibitor activity. Gene Ontology annotation, cellular component: extracellular region.
AAGCAGUCUUACUGCACUGAAGUUUGCUCUCUCCUCACAGACAGACUGACUGGGAUAAAAAAAAGGAGGGUAUUUUCAAAAUGAAACAGUUUGCUUUGCUGUUGCUGUGCACACAGCUGCUGUAUGUUUGGGCCGUGAGCGAGCCAGUCUAUCCUCUGAACCCUGGUUCCUGUGAAUGCCCAGAUGCUGUGGCUGCUGCAGACCUGGCCCUGAGGAAAAUCAAUAGUCACCGGAAUCAAGGCUACAUAUUCAGCUACCAUCGCCUUUCCAAUGUCAACCAAAAGCAGAAGGGACCAAUGGGGACUGUAUUUUACCUGACGAUAGAUGUUCUAGAAACAUCGUGCAACGUUCUUAGCAAGAGGUUGUGGACAAGCUGUGAAGUGAGACCAUUAACUGAGGCUGUUUAUGGACAAUGCCAGGCAACAAUUUACAUUAAUAAAGUAGAAAGAGCUAUUCGGCUCUACAACUACAACUGCUCUUUAAGACCAGUUCCACGCAACAGAGUCCAUGAUAUCUGUCUGAACUGUCCAGAAGCACGCAAGGUGGAUGACCCUGCUGUAUUAAAUGCUACACAGCUGGUCCUUCAAAAGUAUAACAAUGAAAGUCCACAUUUGAAAUAUUUUGCCCUUCUGAAUGUGACUAAAGCAUCAGAGCAGGCCCUUGUGGCUAAGAAAUAUGCACUGGAAUUCACUAUCCAGGAGACGGUGUGCCCCAAGGUCACACACAGGGGGGACGUCUCCCAGUGUGAAUUAAUGACCUGCGAGUUUGCUCACAAAGGUCACUGCAAAGGAUCAUACAUGAAGGCACCAGAUAACGAGUAUAUCACUGUCUCUUGUGAACUCUUUGAGCCAGAGGCCUCACAGCAGGAAGAGAAACCCCACCUGCUGGGCGGAGAACAUGACCACCAUCAUGAUAAGCAUGCAGAUCACCAUGACUAUGGGCAUGACCAGCAUGAGCACGGGCCUGGCCACCACCAUCAUGACAAGCAUGCAGAUCAUCAUGACGAUGGGCAUGACCAGCAUGAGCACGGGCCUGGCCACCACCAUCAUGACAAGCAUGAGGAUCACCAUGACGAUGGGCAUGACCAGCAUGAGCACGGGCCUGGCCAUCACCAUCAUCACAAACAUCUGCAUGCUCAUGAGCACCACCACCCUGGCAAUAUAUCCACUUUUCAGAGAGCUAUCACCCCUCAUUACGAGGAGACAGAGGGAGAAGUGCUGUAUCUCCCACCUAUUGAUGUACCAACUGUUUACAAUGCCGAUGCAGACAAGCCUGUUACUCUUCCCAGUUUCCCUGACAUACCAGUUGCUUUUCAAGGUCCCAUCAUCCAUCCUUUCCCUACAAUGAUUGGAGAAAAGUGUCCGGGUCAGCCAAAGAAUAAAGUGAAACUGAUUCAGCAGCUGUAUAAGGAGGAUCAAGGAUUCUUCAAUUAACUGAUUAAAAAACAACAACAAUAAUAAUAAUACUGUACGUAUGUCUGCUGUUGUACCACGCUGCUACUCCAGCCCAGAACACAAGAAGACCAAGUGAGAAUGCACACUAGCAAUUGAGUGAAUUCACUAGCACCCUCCCUCCCCAACCAUCAACAAACUUACACGAGCCACGACCGUUUCACCUCUUUUAAAAUCCCAAUUCAACCACUGGAUGUCAUUAUAAUCUAAGGUAUGGAAAAACAGUAUUAGUAAAGCUGAAGUAUUUUACCAUUAAACCAAUAUUUCCCAAAUGUAACUACAAGGGUGAUUUUUUUUCUGGCCACCCCUUUCAGAGACGUUUCAAUUUUUUUUUUAAAUACCAAUUCACGCAGCACAGAUUUGCACAAUCUAUGCCGGUAUAAUACUGUCAUAACCCUUUCACAUAGUCAAUGAGACCAUGUGAGUACAACUUUUAAUUAAUGAGUCGUCAGAUAAAUUAGUUGAAACUGGAUUCAAUACUAACGACAAGCCAUCCCACCUGACAUUUGAAAAACAAUUUGGUCAAGAGCAGUAAAACACAUUAUUAACCAAGCAGGCACAGGGUAUUUUGCUUUAUUACAGCAGCUUAGAUUCACUCGUGUGCCAGUUCUCUGCGCAUGGAAACCACAUUUUCACAAAAUGUCACUAGUAAUCUUCAAAAACAGCACAAGUACUUUAUGCAUAGUUCAUUUACAUAUCAACCCCAAUCUUUUGCAUGACGUUGGAUGAAAAGCCGAGUUUUCUCGAGUAAAAUAAACUGAGCGAAUGGAAACCCAAAAAAGCAUUUUACCCAAGACAUUUUUCUCGUGUAAAUGUCUCGAGUUAAAAAAAAAACCUUGCAUGGAAACCCCAUGAAUGUCAAUUGAUAAGCAUUUAUCAUGAGUAAUCACUUGACAAAAGAAAUAUAUAGAGCAUCUAUAAGGAGGUGUUAGACCAGGUUGGGAACGAGGCCAUUAUUAACAAAAACUUAUCAACCUUAUCCCUGCACCCCCUUAGCCCAUUUCAGAGUGUGAUGCCUUACUAGACAAGCAAGAGUAGCAGCAUUUAAAUCUCUUUGAAAUUUUGAGUUUGAUCUUAAAAAAAUAAUUAUUUUCCAAUUAAAACUUACUAUGAUUCUAAUGGUUGAUAACUAAAUUUGUAUUGAAAUUAGUAACAUGAUUACCGACCCACUAAUCUUUGUAAUAAAUAUAUUUAAAAAUAUAAACUUUUGUUAGUUUAUAUAUAUAUAUAUAUAAAUUGGGGGAUAUAGAGGACACUUAAUGAAUGUUGUUUUUCCAUGAAUGAGAUUUGAUUGAUGAAUGUUGCUAAUGUUGCUGAAUGUUGCUAUCCUCAUGAGUAAAAUAACCAUGACCGUUCAAUGUACAAUGUAUGGAAAAUAAAGUAUGUUUGAAUCUAAUGUAAA